ACGCCUGGGCCCCUCGGCCCGCAGCGGCACCAUGAGCUCCCCGAGCGACGCAGACGGCGCGGCCGCCCGCGAGCCCRCCCUGGAGCUCCUGUCCCGCGCGCAGCUCCGCGCCGCCCUCCCCGCCGCAGAGCUGCGGGGCCCCCGUUACGGUGCAGCCCGGCAGCUGCAGCGCGAGCUCCUGGCGCUCAAGCAGCAGCAGCAGCUCCAGAAGCAGCUGCUCUUCGCCGAGUUCCAGAAGCAGCACGAGCACCUCACGCGCCAGCACGAGGUGCAGCUCCAGAAGCACCUCAAGGUGGGCGYGCGGCCCCCCCGCCGCGCCAUCGCCAGCACCGAGGUGAAGCUGAAGCUGCAGGAGUUCCUGCUGAGCAAGACGAAGGAGCCGCCUGCUGGCACCCUCAACCAUUCCCUCCCCCAGCACCCCAAAUGUUGGGCUCAUCAUACCUCGUUGGACCAGAGUUCCCCUCCCCAGAGCGGCAGCCCGGGGACGCCGCCGUCCUACAAGCUCCCCGUCCUGGGCACCUACGACAGCAGGGACGACUUCCCGCUGCGCAAGACCGCCUCCGAGCCCAACCUGAAAGUGCGCUCGCGGUUAAAACAGAAGGUGGCCGAGCGCCGGAGCAGUCCCCUGCUGCGGAGGAAGGACGGCACCGUCAUCAGCACCUUCAAGAAAAGAGCCAUCGAGAUCACAGUGUCCUCGGUGUGCAACAGCGCGCCGGGCUCGGGGCCCAGCUCGCCCAACAGCUCCAACAGCGCCAUCGCUGAGAACGGCCUCACCGGCUCCGUCCCCAACAUCCACGCCGAGCUGCUGCCCCAGCACCGAGUCCUCACCCUGGACGGCGCCAGCCAGCUCAGCCUCUACACGUCCCCGUCCCUGCCCAACAUCUCCCUGGGGCUGCAGGCCACCGUCACCGUGACCAACUCCCACCUCAACGCGUCCCCCAAGGUGCCGUCGGAGGCGGAGCGGCCGGCGGUGGCCACGCUGCGCCCCGGCGCCGCGCUCAGCGGCAAGUUCCUGAGCACCUCGUCCAUCCCGGGCUGCCUGCUGGGGGUGGCCCUGGAGGGCGACGCGCCGGCGCCCGGCCCCGCGUCCCUGCUGCAGCACGUGCUGCUGCUGGAGCAGGCGCGCCAGCAGAGCACCCUCAUCGCCGUGCCCCUGCACGGGCAGUCGCCGCUGGUGACGGGGGAGCGCGCGGCGGGCGCGCGGGCCGUGGCCAAGCUGCCGCGCCACCGGCCCCUGAGCCGCACGCAGUCGUCGCCGCUGCCCCAGAGCCCCCAGGCGCUGCCCCCCGGCGCCCUGCAGCACCAUCUCCUCGAGAAGCAGCAGCAGGGACAGCUGGGCAAGCUCCUGUGCAAGGCCGGGGAGCUGGCGCGGCAGCCCAGCACCCACCCCGAGGAGACCGAGGAGGAGCUGACGGAGCAGCAGGAGCCGGCGCCGGGCGCCGCCGCCGCCCCCCCAGGACCCCCCCCGGGCCUGGCCUYGCCGGAGGCCGCCGAGCCGCCGGCGCCGCCGCCGGAGGCCGAGGGCUGCGGGGCGCCCUGCGAGCGGCCGGGCGACAGCGGCGACGAAGCCGACGCCGCCGGCAGCCCCGACGUCGCCGAGCUGGGCGUCACCUACAAGCAGUCGUCCCCCGCCAGCGCCGGCCUCAAGGCCCCCGCGCCCGAGGCGCCCCCCAAGCACCUCUUCACUACAGGCCUCGUCUACGACACGUUCAUGCUGAAGCACCAGUGCGCGUGCGGCAACACCACGGUGCACCCCGAGCACGCCGGCCGCAUCCAGAGCAUCUGGUCCCGGCUGCAGGAGACGGGGCUGCUGGGCCAGUGCGAGCGCAUCCGGGGCCGCAAGGCGACGCUGGAGGAGAUCCAGACGGUGCAUUCGGAGCACCACGCGCUGCUCUACGGCACCAGCCCGCUCAACCGGCAGAAACUCGACAGCAAGAAGCUCCUGGGUCCCAUCAGCCAGAAGACGUACGCGGUGCUGCCGUGCGGGGGCAUCGGGGUGGACAGUGACACGGUGUGGAACGAGAUGCACUCGUCGAGCGCCGUGCGCAUGGCCGUGGGCUGCCUCGUGGAGCUGGCCUUCAAGGUGGCCGCCGGGGAGAUCAAGAACGGCUUCGCUGUCAUCAGGCCCCCGGGGCACCACGCCGAGGAGUCCACGGCCAUGGGCUUCUGCUUCUUCAACUCGGUGGCCAUCUCGGCCAAGCUGCUGCAGCAGAAGCUCAGCGUGGGCCGCAUCCUCAUCGUGGACUGGGACAUCCAUCACGGCAACGGCACCCAGCAGGCCUUCUACAGCGACCCGCACGUGCUCUACAUCUCCCUGCACCGCUACGACAACGGCAACUUCUUCCCGGGCAGCGGGGCGCCCGAGGAGGUCGGCAGCGGCUUGGGAGUGGGCUACAACAUCAACAUCGCCUGGACGGGCGGCGUGGACCCCCCCAUCGGCGACGUCGAGUAUCUCACCGCCUUCAGGACCGUGGUGAUGCCCGUCGCCAACGAGUUCGCGCCCGACGUGGUGCUCGUGUCCGCCGGCUUCGACGCCGUCGAGGGCCACCUGUCCCCGCUCGGCGGCUACUCCGUCACCGCCAAAUGUUUCGGCCACUUGACCAAGCAGCUGAUGAAGCUGGCGGGCGGGCGCGUGGUGCUGGCCCUGGAGGGCGGCCACGACCUCACGGCCAUCUGCGACGCCUCGGAGGCCUGCGUGUCCGCGCUGCUCGGCCUCGAGCUGGAGCCCCUGGAUGCGUCGCUGCUGCAGCAGAAGCCGAACGUCAACGCGGUGGCCGCCUUGGAGAAGGUCAUUGAGAUCCAGAGCCGGCACUGGGGCUCGCUGAAGCGCUCGGCGGCCGCCGUGGGCUGCUCGCUGCUGGAGGCGCAGCGCGGCGAGGCGGACGAGGCCGAGACCGUGAGCGCCAUGGCCCUGCUCUCCGUGGGCGCCGAGCAGGCGCGCGGCGGCGGCGACCGCGGCGCCAGGUAG
This is a messenger RNA of Nothoprocta perdicaria, 2968 nucleotides long. It is a transcript of the gene HDAC5, whose product is annotated as histone deacetylase 5. The coding region runs from base 32 to 2968 and encodes 978 amino acids. Gene Ontology annotation, biological process: chromatin organization; negative regulation of transcription by RNA polymerase II. The record is from RefSeq and is a predicted model, not a curated record. The transcript is spliced from 25 exons. Gene Ontology annotation, molecular function: histone deacetylase activity. Gene Ontology annotation, cellular component: histone deacetylase complex. NCBI's taxonomy places the organism in Eukaryota, Metazoa, Chordata, Aves, Tinamiformes, Tinamidae.